Molecule: messenger RNA, 1743 nt
Organism: Aspergillus terreus NIH2624
Lineage: Eukaryota; Fungi; Ascomycota; Eurotiomycetes; Eurotiales; Aspergillaceae
Product: GMC family oxidoreductase
Exons: 1
Coding region: 1-1743 (580 amino acids)
Molecular function (GO): flavin adenine dinucleotide binding; oxidoreductase activity, acting on CH-OH group of donors
Source: RefSeq, a predicted model, not a curated record
AUGUCUGUCCAGGACAGCGCCAGAUUUGACUUCAUUGUUGUUGGCGGUGGUACGGCCGGCAACGUCGUCGCCGGCCGACUGGCUGAGAGCCCCGAGGUUAGCAUCCUAGUCGUUGAGGCUGGUGUUGCCAACUCCAAGGACCUUGAGGAAAUCCGUACCCCGUCCAACGCCAUGGAGCUGCGUGGUAGCCAGUAUGACUGGGCCUACAAAACCACCAUAGUCAAGCGCGACGAUUACGAGAGAGUUGAGAAACCCAACACUCGUGGUAAGGCCCUCGGGGGCAGUUCGUGCCUCAAUUACUUCUCUUGGGUUCCUGGAUCCAAGGGGACCUUCGACAUGUGGGAGGAGUACGGAGGAACGGAGUGGACCUGGGAUAUGCUGGUGCCGUACCUGCGCAAGAGUGCCACAUACUACGACGAUGACAAGGUAUACUCGCCAGACCUGAUAAAGAUCGGGACAGGCGGGCCUAUCCCCAUUGCGCACUCGGAAUUGAUUCCUGAAAUGCAGCCGUUCCGGGAUCUCCUCACCAGGGCAUGGAAAUCCACCGGCCAGCCGAUCACCGAGAACAUCUUCGACGGCGAAAUGAUUGGCCUUACCUACAGCGUCAACUCGAUCUACAAGGGCCGCCGGUCAGGCAGUUUCCUCUGCGUCGCCGAUAAACCAAACAUCACCAUUCUGUCCCAGGCGCACUCCAAGAACCUCAUUGUCGACGCCGGAGACAAAACAUGCAAGGGUGUGACCGUCAUCACAUCCUCUGGCCAGGAACUCAACCUCUUUGCCACCCGCGAAGUCGUCGUCUCCCAGGGGGUUUUUGAGACCCCCAAACUGCUCAUGCUCAGCGGCAUCGGUCCCGCUGACGAGCUCUCCAGGCACAACAUCCCAGUGAUUCUGGAUUCUCCCCACGUCGGCCAGCACCUCCUCGACCACCCCGGGGUUCCGUUUGUCCUGCGCGUGAAAGACGGCUUCGGCAUGGAUGACUACGUCCUCCGUCAUGGCACCCCACAGAACAAGCAAGCCAUCCAGGCCUACCAGGACCAGCACCGCGGCCCGCUCGGCUCCGGCUUCCUCGAGAUGAUCGGCUUCCCCCGGAUCGACAGCUACCUAGAGAAGUCUCCCGAGUACCGGAAAGCGAAGGCAUCCAACGACAACAAGGACCCGUUCUGCCCGUACGGCCAGCCCCAUUUCGAGCUCGACUUUGUGUGCCUCUUCGGCAGUGCCUUCCAAUGGCAUUAUCCUACGCCGAGAAAAGGCAGCUAUAUUACUGUCAUGGUCGACCUGGUCCGCCCGGUCUCGGAGCCGGGUGAGGUCACCCUGAACAGUGCAGACCCCCUGCAACAGCCCAACAUCAACCUGAACUACUUCAACAAUGAUCUCGACAUCAUCGCCCUCCGGGAGGGUAUCCGCUUCGCGUAUGAUGUGCUGAAGAACGGCGACGGCUUCAGAGAUAUCUUUGUUGACGAAUACCCGUGGGAGAUGCCUCUCCACGAUGACAAGCUGAUGAAGCAAGCCGUCCUGGACCGGUCGCAGACCUCGUUCCACCCGUGUGGUACGGCUCGUCUUUCAAAGCAUAUCGGGCAGGGAGUCGUGGACCCCGGUCUCAAGGUGCAUGGAAUCAAGAAUCUGCGGGUGAUUGACGCGUCUGUCAUCCCUGUGAUUCCCGAUUGUCGGAUCCAAAACUCGGUGUACAUGGUUGGUGAGAAGGGUGCUGAUGCCAUCAAAUGUGACCACAAAGACUUGUAUUAG